AUGUCUUCCAUCGUAGAUAGCGUCAAGAACACCAUCGCCGAGAACUUCGGUGGUCCAGCCGAAAAGCUCGCAACCCGUCAAUUCUCGCUCUCCGAAACCCCCGACCUCACCAACAAAGUCGCCGUCGUAACCGGUGGCAGCGAAGGUAUCGGCUACGGCGUCACACACACUCUCCUCUCCCACAACAUCAGCAAGCUCUUCAUCCUCUCCAUCUCCGAAGACGUUGUUAACGGCGCCAAAAAGUCCGUCGCUGAGGAACUCGGCCAAGAGAAAGCUGAUCGCACAGAGUGGAUCCAGUGCGAUUUGAGCGACUGGGCUGGAGUGAAGAAAGCAGCUGAGCAGAUCAAGAAAUCGACUGAUCGCUUGGAUAUUCUUGUUAAUAAUGCGGGGAGGGGAAUCAUGACGUAUCAGCUUUCGAAGUAUGGUGUUGACCAGCAUAUGGCUGUGAACCAUUUUGGUCAUGUUUUUUUGACUUCUUAUUUGCUUGAGCUUUUGAAGAAGACGGCUGAUGAGCAUGGGACAGUGAGGAUUGUUAACCUUGCUUCUAAUGCGCAUCAGGGUGCGCCCAGCGAUGUCAAGUUUGAGAGUCUUGAUGAACUGAACCAGGAUCUUGGACCGAACCCUCAGUAUGGGCGAUCCAAGCUGGCUGCUAUUCUAUACAGUCGGUAUUUGGAUCGUCAUGUCACCAAGGCUGGAAAUCCCAAGAUCUUGGUGAAUGCCACGCACCCCGGAUUCGUCAGCACCAGACAAAGUGUUGAGCAUAUUCAUGAAGCAUAUCCGCUUGCUGGAUAUGCCAUGUCGGUUGGCAUGGACCCCUUCAAGAAGGAUCAAUUCCAGGGCGCCACUAGUUCUGUAUUCGCUGCGACCAUCACUGACAAGUCGGGACAGUAUAUCUGUCCUCCUGCUGUACCUGAGUCGGGUAAUGAGCUUUCGCAGAAUGAGCAACUUGGCGAACAGUUGAUGGAGUUGACGAGGAAGGUUGUCAGCGACAAGUUUGAGAGCUUUGACGAUCGAAAGUUUUAUUAG
Fusarium proliferatum ET1 is the source of this 1026-nucleotide messenger RNA. Its product is annotated as putative alcohol dehydrogenase homolog Bli-4. The coding region runs from base 1 to 1026 and encodes 341 amino acids. The transcript has 3 exons. The record is from RefSeq and is a predicted model, not a curated record. Lineage: Eukaryota; Fungi; Ascomycota; Sordariomycetes; Hypocreales; Nectriaceae.